Molecule: messenger RNA, 725 nt
Organism: Aphanomyces astaci
Lineage: Eukaryota; Oomycota; Saprolegniomycetes; Saprolegniales; Verrucalvaceae
Exons: 1
Coding region: 7-696 (229 amino acids)
Source: RefSeq, a predicted model, not a curated record
AUUGGAAUGCAGGUUCUGAAUUCGGCACUUGAUUCUACAUGCGCAUUUGACAUGAGUUCGGUUGAGGUGAAGGAGAAGGUGGAAGUGACGUCGUCUCCGGUGGAUACGGUGCCACUGGUAUCGCAAGCCAAGUCGCUCUUCCAAGCUCUGGGGGGAGAUGUGAAGGGGGCAGCCCAGACGCAAGAUAACUUCACCAAGGGGUGCCCCGUCGUGUCGCAGGCAAGAUCCCUCGUGGAAAGCACGAUCCUUCGCGAUCCCGCGGCGGCGGCCAAGACCCAGAAACACUUUAUGUCGUUCUCCCUCGACCACUGCAUUGGUCUCUCCCAGGCUAAGUCCCUCGUGCAGGUCAUCUGUGGCGAUACCGCCGGCGCUCUUCAGACGCAAGACAACUUUACACGCGGCUGCGCCGUCAUCUCGCAGGCCCGCUCUCUGGUUGAAAGCACCAUCCUGCGCAACCCCGAAGAAGCGUCCAAGACCCAACAGUAUUUCUUCGGCAAGAAAAGCAAGGCGGCCGAAGCCCCACCGGACUGCCCGUUGCCCAGUCUGGAAUGCGUCGUGUGCCUCACAGGCACCAAGACCGUGCUGCUCCUGCCGUGCAAGCACCUAUGCCUGUGUCAAACGUGUUCGGCCAACGUCACCGACCUCUGUCCGCUGUGCAAAGCCCCCAUCGAAUGCAAAACCAGUGUCUUUCUCUAACUUAAUAGAUGCACAUACAUACAGUAGUA